CUGCUGAAAACAGAAUACAAGAAGAAGACGGAUGAGGAGGGACAGGGAGGAGAGCAGCAAGCAUGGCUGGAAAUCUGAGCAGCUCUGCUCCUAGAAGCGUGUCCUUAUCCAAACUGCAGGCUCUGAACGGCCUGUUUGCAAUCUACAAAACACAAGGACCAACCUCGGCGGACGUGUUAAACAAAUUAAAGGAAGCCUUACUGAAGGAGGCUGGAGUGAAAAACCCCAACCCGCGGAAAAGGAAAAAGCAAGAUUUGAAAAUGGGCCAUGGAGGGACUCUGGACAGCGCCGCCUGUGGUGUCCUGGUUGUUGGUGUUGGCAAUGGUACAAAAAUGCUCAGCACAAUGUUGGCAGGCUCAAAGAAAUACACUGCUGUGGGUGAACUCGGAAAGGCAACAGACACUCUUGAUGCCACUGGCACAGUGAUUCUUGAGAAGGACUUUGAGCACAUAACCAGAGUGGCCUUUGAAGAGAAGCUGAAAAUAUUCACUGGCGAUAUCAUGCAAGUUCCUCCACUCUACUCAGCACUGAAGAAAGAUGGCCAGCGCCUGUCAGUCCUGCUUAAGAAAGGUCACAAGGUUGAGGCCAAACCUGCAAGAGCAGUCACUGUUUACAGCUUGACCCUGCAGGAGUUCAAGCCCCCUCUCUUCACUCUUGAUAUUGAAUGUGGUGGUGGAUUCUAUGUCAGAAGCUUGGUGGAUGACCUUGGAAAAGCUCUGUCAUCAUGUGCUCAUGUCAAGGAGCUGACCCGCACCAAGCAGGGUCAGUUCACCCUUAAGGACCAUGCCUUACGUGAGGAACACUGGACACUGGAACAUAUCCUCCACUCAAUGCAGCCCUGCCCUGUGUCAGAGGACCAUUCAGACUGUAUUAAACCACCAGAGGCAGACACGAGGAGUGUUCAAAAUACCCCGGAGUAGUAAAAUUUAGAUACGGUUAAAGGACAACUUCACUAUUUUGGAAUCUCUGCCCUGUUUACUGAUUGUCUGGCAUCAUCCUCAGACGUAGAGAGCAUCAUUUCUCCAGUCGACAUGAUAUCGAUGCACUGCAGGUUCCCACUCAGCUGCAGCAGCGAUCAGUGGGGCAAUCAAAAAUGGUUUUGAAAAACUAAGAUAAUGUUGCUCUCAGUAAAUGGGAAGAUCAGUGAAUGCUCUUACCGAUCUCAGAAUGUUCCUCUGAAAACGGUAUUGCCAAUUAAGCAUUUUCUCAAUAGUUAUGGGCUUAGUCAGUAGUAUUCAUUUGGAACUUUUGUCUGAUUCUGCUGAUUUUUUUUUGUCUGGGCAGAGUGUAGCUACGGCACAGAAGAUUACAGUUUGAAAGGGUAGUGCUUUGUUUGUGAAAUAAAGUCGUCCUGUUCCAGGCGGAGCAGUUCUGUUGAUUUAAUGAUCAGCUUGCGGACUGUUUUUUGAGGAGAAUAUUCUGAGAGUAAACACCAAGCAUCUCGUUUCAUAAAAGCAGCCUUACCUCAACUUUCCAAAGCCACUUAGGAUUGCACCACUGACAGCUGUUAUAGUCGAGCCUGCAGCACAUCGAUAUCAGGAUCAUCACUGAGGCAGCUGGUGAAAUGAUGGUCUCUACAUCUGUGGAUGAUGCCAGGUAAUCUGUAAAUAGGUCCUAGGUCCAAAAUAGCAGACUCAUCCUUGAACAAGUACAUAGUACUGUAUGUUUCUUUACAAAUGUGGAGAUCCUGUCUGCCAUGGGUCAUCAUCGUGUGUGUGUGUGUGUGUGUGUGUGUGUGUGUG
Myripristis murdjan (pinecone soldierfish) is the source of this 1742-nucleotide messenger RNA. It is a transcript of the gene trub1, whose product is annotated as TruB pseudouridine (psi) synthase family member 1. NCBI's taxonomy places the organism in Eukaryota, Metazoa, Chordata, Actinopteri, Holocentriformes, Holocentridae. Bases 63 to 920 code for a protein of 285 amino acids. Gene Ontology annotation, biological process: mRNA pseudouridine synthesis; tRNA modification. Gene Ontology annotation, molecular function: pseudouridine synthase activity; RNA binding. The record is from RefSeq and is a predicted model, not a curated record. Gene Ontology annotation, cellular component: nucleus. The transcript is spliced from 8 exons.